Musa acuminata subsp. malaccensis (wild Malaysian banana) is the source of this 1440-nucleotide messenger RNA. NCBI's taxonomy places the organism in Eukaryota, Viridiplantae, Streptophyta, Magnoliopsida, Zingiberales, Musaceae. The record is from RefSeq and is a predicted model, not a curated record.
UGAUUUGCUUCUAUAAAUCCCAGUUUCUUGGUCACCCAAGCCCUCUUCCCCUCUCCUCCCCUUUACACCACCCUUUUCUCCUUUUCCAGCUUCUCAAGUGCUCGCUUCCCCUGUUCAUCUCUCCUCUUCUCUUCCUCCUGUGUUCGACGUAAAAAAUUGCUCGAUCUAUUCCAUCCAUUCUGCUUCUUCUUCUUCUUCUUCCUAUGGUAGAUUAAAAGGAGUUGUUGCGGGAUCUUCUCUUGGAGUUUGGAUUUUGAUCCGCGCAAAACCGAUGUUCCUCCUUAAUCUAAGUUCUUCGUGACUGCUGGUGCCAAAAAAUCGCUCCUUCUUCGAAAAUCAAUAACAAAAUCUGAUCUUGCUUGUUGAAUCUCUCGUCUUCCGUUCUUAUCUGUUCAGCCCUUGUUUCCUUCCUCUUGUCACAUCACAUGCAGCACAGGUUCGUCUUAAUGUUUCCCUUAGAUGACGCCUAUCCUAAGUGAGAUCCUGCUCUCGGGGUUUACGAUAAAUUCCACACUCAGGCGCAGGACGCAUUUGGUUCAAUCCUUAUCCGUGGUGUUCCUUUACUGGUUCUACGUUUUCUCAUGAACUUGUUCUGAAAUCAGAGCAUCUAUAUCUCUAUAUAGUUUUCUUUUUUUCCUAUUGCCUGCUUAUACUCUUCCGCUCAAUUUCCAUCUCCUGCUGCUCUUUGCAUAAUUCUCAUUAUUAUUACAUUAUUAAGAAGAAGAAGAAGAAGAAGAAGAAGAGUCCCGAUCAGUUGAGCGAAUACAGCUAGCUAGCUCUCAUGGCCCCUCCCGGUGAUACAUCUUGUGGUUGGAGCCAGAUUGGCAAGUCGCAGCCGGAGCAGGAGCAGGCUUUGAUGAACCAGAGGAAGCAGAAGAGAAUGGUGUCGAACCGGGAGUCGGCGCGCCGGUCCAGGAUGAGGAAACAGAAGCAUUUGGAGGAUCUAACGGCUGAGGUGAGGCAGCUGAGGAAGGAGAACAGCCAGAUCCUGACCGCCCUCAGCAUCACCACACAGCACUACGCGGAGAUGGAAGCCCAGAACGCCGUGCUCAGGGCCCAAACCGUGGAACUCGGUGCGACGCUGCAAUCCCUGAACCAGAUCCUAGUCCUACGCUGCAUGCACGGCACUGACUGGGUUUCUGACGCAUUUGGUGAGACGUCCGAUAGCUUGGCGAGGACAUGGAGCAUGGUGGGUGAGAAGCAGCCCAUUUGUACCGCCUCCUCUGACAUGUUCCACUACUGUUAGACGAUGCCAUAAGAGGGCGCUGUACGGCCUGCUCCAUUGCUCCUACCCAACGCUGGUGUCAUUCACUUCCCGUGUGCGAUCGAAUGCCGGAAAGUGUAGGUGAAAUUGGCUUAAGAGAAGUAAUGUAUGCAUGUAUAUACGCAUGUCCUGAUUCAUGUAUCCGGAGCUAGUAAGCGUGAUCCCUCGUAAUGUUA